This is a messenger RNA of Pan troglodytes (chimpanzee), 2806 nucleotides long. RefSeq names its product H3 clustered histone 2 (gene H3C2). Gene Ontology annotation, cellular component: nucleosome. The coding region runs from base 41 to 451 and encodes 136 amino acids. The transcript has a single exon. NCBI's taxonomy places the organism in Eukaryota, Metazoa, Chordata, Mammalia, Primates, Hominidae. Gene Ontology annotation, molecular function: protein heterodimerization activity; structural constituent of chromatin; DNA binding. The record is from RefSeq and is a predicted model, not a curated record.
CACAGACGUCUCUGCAGGCAAGCUUUUCUGUGGUUUUGCCAUGGCUCGCACUAAACAGACAGCUCGCAAAUCCACCGGCGGUAAAGCGCCACGCAAGCAGCUGGCUACCAAGGCUGCUCGCAAGAGCGCGCCGGCUACCGGCGGCGUGAAAAAGCCUCACCGUUACCGCCCGGGCACUGUGGCUCUGCGCGAGAUCCGCCGCUACCAGAAGUCGACCGAGCUGCUGAUUCGGAAGCUGCCGUUCCAGCGCCUGGUGCGAGAAAUCGCCCAAGACUUCAAAACCGAUCUUCGCUUCCAGAGCUCUGCGGUGAUGGCGCUGCAGGAGGCUUGUGAGGCCUACUUGGUAGGGCUCUUUGAGGACACAAACCUUUGCGCCAUCCAUGCCAAGCGAGUGACCAUUAUGCCCAAGGACAUCCAGCUCGCUCGCCGCAUUCGCGGAGAGAGAGCGUAAAUGUAAAGUUACUUUUUCAUCAGUCUUAAAACCCAAAGGCUCUUUUCAGAGCCACCCACUUAUUCCAACGAAAGUAGCUGUGAUAAGUUUUUGUUGUCUUAACAGAACAAAUUUCUAAGGACCCCCCCGGAAAGCAUUAGACUAUGGUCUUGAAGUUCAUUAACAGAAAUACGGUUUGGUCAGUUUUGCAGUGUAGGUUAUUUCUGACCUUAUUAGUAAGGUGCUAUUUGGAGAGAAGCUGUGUAAGUCCACUAUCAUUCAGGCCUCUAGCUUGCUAUGAUUAGCAUUUGUUUAACCAACUUUGUAAGACUAAGAGUAAGGGAAAAAUCUGGUAAGUAGUUAACUGGCGCUUACUAGGCACUUUUGCAAAGCUUUGAAAAGAUCGGAAAGUUGUGUCUUGCGAGUUCCAGUGUCUUCCUCAAAAUGCUUAGAAGGAUUUUCUCAGCUCAAUACAUAGUCCCCUAGGUUUUCUCAUAUAUUUUGUGUAUAUAUAUAUAUAUAUUUAAAUUCAUUUGGCUGUUAACAUUAACCUGAAAUUUAUUCUGGUGCAAAAUGUGAGGCAGGGAUCUAACUGGCUCUCAUUUUAUCCAUAGCUAGCUACCCACUUUAAAUCUGUCAGUCUGUCGACCAAGCACAAUUUAAUCCCUUAUAUAUGAAUUUUUAUAUGUGUGGCUUUGCUUGUAAAUAGUCUAUCUAGUUGCAUUGCUUUGUCUCCUCUAGGACUAUGCACCAUGACAUGCCACAUUUUUUUUUCAGUACUUCUUGCCUGUAGUUAUCUAUUAAAAUCUAGAAUUUACAAGUUUUAACCAUUUUCUUUCUGUUGAUCUUGCUUUUCGGUUUUGGAGGUUGGGGAUUGAGUACUGGAAGAAAAUUUAGAGGGAUGGGAAUACUGUAUGCAAACAAAAGUAAUAUUUACUUUAAAAUUUUUAUAUUUUGUAUUUUUUUAUCAUAGCUUUUACAUCACAUUUUACAGACUAACUUUAGAACAACCACAGAAUGUCCAACAUUAAAACUACUAAUUUCAAAGACCUUGCCUCACAUUCUUUUUUACAAUAAAUAUUUUUUACACCUAACAUUCUUUCUUGGCCUACAUCUAGAAUGUAAACUGAUGUAACAUACUAAAAUCGCCUGACCAACUGUCAACAACAACAAAUCACACACACAAAAGAUUAAAUUUGAAUUGCAUCGUUUACUUAAAUUCAUUUGUGUUCCAGCUUUUAAUAAAGCAGUUUUUGGUUUAUAAAGUAAUAUUUGCAUUUUAAAAAUUAUGAAAAUGAAUAUGUCAGUUUGUUUUAUGAUUCGUUUUUCUUGACUCUUAUACAAGCGACUCUACCUGGCAUAGACAUUUGUUAUCCACAGACAGUAUGGGUAUGUUAGAGAUGCCAAUGGACUUGGUCUAUGCCAAGGUGACUACUCACAAGCUCUGGGCCUAGCUGAAGGUCAAGUAUUUUUUUUCCAGUUAUAGAUGUGCUGGAUCUGAUGUAUAGCGCUUGACUUUUUAUAUUUUCUUUAUCUGUAGGAAACAAAUGUGUUGGAGGUACUGGGUCUGACGAAUAGCAUAAAAGACUAAAGUGACAUUACUGUCUGAGGAUCAGAUGGACAGGGGGUGGUAGCUCAGUCCAGCUAUUCUCCACUCCCUCACUUACAUUCUUUGCCCCCUCCUCAACAGAACAAGGAUUCUGCUGUAACUCUUCAUUGACAGUUGAUAUUUAAAAAUUAACGAAUGGAUGAAAUUCUCAUUUGUGAAAGAAAAUUUAUUGAGCAUUUUGUAUUUGUGAGUAGUGCAAACAUUUUAAUAUUAUAUUAAGAAUCUAUUGUUUUGUAUUAGAGGAGUAAUUAAGGAGAGAUUGGAGACAAAAAGGGGGUGUUGUUUGCAGAAUAUACCAUCCAAAAAUAGACCACUGUGGGAUCAGGAUUCUUUUGAGCUAAAGGCACUUGAAAAACAGCAUUCAAGAAGGGAAUUCUUCUAAACUUUUCUUUCUGAAAACAAGAGAUAAAAGUUCCAAUGUGAAAAAUGCUCUCCUUGUACCAGGUGAAAAGACAUAUUCUUCAGCCCAGAGGCAUAGAUGAGAUAAUUCUGCACAAACACAGCAGGGAGUCAUAGCCGAGAGACUUCUAUACACAAACAAACCUUGUUAAAAUAAUCAUAUUUUCCUUUAAUCUCCUCAUAUGGUUUACUUUCCCACAAUUGCCUCUCUUUAACUUAAUGUGAAAGCAUUUAGCUUUUGCCAUUUCUUUGGGGCUUCACUUUUUUAUGAGGGUUCUCCUGUCCCAUAAAAUUUACAUUAAAUAUAUUUGUAUGCUUUCAUUCUGCUAAUCUGUUUUAUGGCAAAUGAAUUAUCAGGUCCAGCUGGA